AUUCAGCUCAGCUUCAAUAACGAGAACAUCGCUUCAAUUCUUUUUCCUGCACGGACAAAUUUCAAUAAUUUUGAUCCAAAAUGACUAAUCAAACUAUGGAAGAGAUUUGUGACAAUUAUUUCGCAUCGAUGAAUCCAAUAGCUUACAAAAUUAUAGAAGAAAAGAGGAAAUGCAUGGAGAAAAACAGGAGGAAUUGGGAGAGAUUGACGCAAGCUGAGAAGGACUCGCUCCUCGACGAGUGGUUUAUUGACCCCGAUUUAAAAAUUAGGUAUGAAAUUCGUCUUCAGGGCCAACUCCCAAGCAAUAAAGAAGCCCCGCCGGAAAGUUUUCCGCGGUUGAAUAUCCAAGGAGGAACGAAGACUGUCCAAUAUACUGAGCAUGAGGAUGGGUCGCAAAGCAAAGGAAACACAAUUACAUGGAAGGAUGAGUUUUCAGGGCCCUUCUUAUGGGAGACUAAGUGUCAACAGGACCUACCCAUGAUGUCCCCUGGAUCUAUCACAGCACAAUCAACAAGGAAUGGAGAAUAUCCAGAGAACAGAUUCUCUCUCGCUCUUGAUGCCAACGAUGAGAGCCAGCUCAUUGUUAACUCUACAAAGUCCAAGGGGAAGGACGGUAAACGGGCACCGGAUCCAGCCGAGAAACCUGACAAGACAAAACUCAGCAGGAAGGAUUCUAAGAAAGAGGAGCGUGCCAAGGAGAAGGAGAGGGCCAGGGAGAAGGAGAACCAGAAACGAGAGUCUCCUGUCCCCAUAGUCCAACAGCAACCGAAGAUCGGUCAAUCUCCUCUUGCCGAUAUGAACCAGAUCAUGAUGGACAAGAAUGGAAAGGGACCAAAGAAAGAGAAGACAGAAAAGGCCAAAUCACCAAAGGCCCCUAGAGGACGUGGCUCGGGUAAAGCCUCGCCUAGGAGGGAAGGCAAGAAAGAGAAAAACUUUGACCUGGAGGGGCUCCUUCCUGCAUCUGAUCCAAAGGAGGAAAGGUCCCUAGAAGGAAUCAACUUUUCAAUGUCUGGAUUGGAGACAACGGAAAGUGAUGGACUGUUGUCAUCGACCUCAACUACUGGAGGCCUCACCUCUGGACCUUCGGGAUCGGUGCAGCAUACCCCUGUGCCAUCUUCACCACCACCCUCUUCACCUCCUGCUUCAGCAGCAAGUGCUGGAAGUGAUCAGGCUUCUGCUUCAGAAGGUGGCGGAGGAGCCGAAGGAGAGGAAGGGGCUUCCUUCGAUUUCUUAUUAGCAUGGUAACCAACCAUCCACCGAUGACAGCUAGGGCUGGAUCAGCUAAGGAUUAAAGAAAUAACAUUAAUGGUUAUGAAAAGCCAUGUAACUUGUAACUUUAUCUUGAGCUUUGCCAUGAAUAUUUGUAAUGUACAUGUACAGCUUCAUGUUUUAUGUCGCCAUAUGAAAAGAAUGAACUUGCUGGCUCCAAGUAGUUUUUUUUUUGUUCAAAGUGAAAUGCCAACAGGGUAGUAUCAUUUGAAAUACAUGUAUAGGCCAAAAUGGGUGUUCUAAAUGUAUUACUGCCUUCCAAUGGCAUAAGGAAGUAUUAAAGUAAUGUAUUUGAAUUAUUAGUAUUUUCUUAUUGCACUCUUUUUUGGGUUCAAAUUUGCAUUUGUUUUUGCGACACAAAGAAAGAGCAACAUUUGUGAUGCUCAAGCAACUCUUUUUAUAGACUGUUGUUACAAGUUCACUGUGGUCAGAUGUAUGACAUCACACAAUCUUAGUUCGUGCUGAUGGGUUGUUUUUUUCUUUGGAUCAGGCAUGCUUCCGAGAUCUUCAAGGAUGUAGAGCUAAAUGUCCUUCAUAGAUUCAAAAGGAGAAUUGUUGAGCCAUUUGCUACUAAAGCAGCUUUUCCAUUUUGGGCAUGAACUGCAGAUUCUACAUAGACCGUGUUGAUUGUAAGAGAACAGCCUAUUACAUGUACUGUAUGUGCAUCUCUUGAUAAGAGAUAUGUUGUGCAAGAUGUAGUUUUUCAUUAACAUUCGUGUAAAUCAGAGAUAAAUUUUGCUCUUUGGUUGGAAAUAUCACAUUUCUCACUUACUUCCUUUUGCCAUUAGACUAUAAAAAAAUAAGUGUUUCUCCUGAGGAGAAAUCAAGGCAUAUCAAGUUAUAUAAACAAAUUAUAAAAGAAAAUUGCAAGAGGGGAUGAGAAACAUUUU
Messenger RNA from Lytechinus pictus (painted urchin), 2158 nucleotides. RefSeq lists its product as uncharacterized. The transcript has 4 exons. The record is from RefSeq and is a predicted model, not a curated record. The coding region runs from base 81 to 1244 and encodes 387 amino acids. NCBI's taxonomy places the organism in Eukaryota, Metazoa, Echinodermata, Echinoidea, Temnopleuroida, Toxopneustidae.